AUGAUGAUCGAAGGUAGGUUCCAUUGGGUCCAUGAUCCGCAGUUCUAUGCGAACAAGUCCUCGGAGGAGGUUGCACGCCUGCAGGCGGGAAUGCGGUCAGCGGAGGGCAUGCAGAGUAUCCGCGAGGCCCUCGCAGAAGCAGUGGGCUUCGGCUUGGUGGCCAGCGACAUCGAGCUCCGCUUUGAGUCGCCGAGUGGGUUGCUACUGACACAGGUGCAGGGGACAGCCGAUGCAAUCUGCGUCUUCACGUUUCAAUGCCCGCCUGGAGCCAGCCCAGAAGAGGUGACGGGCUCCAUGAGCAAGAUUACAGCCCAGAGCUUCCUGAACAUUUUAAUUCCCAAAGUCGGACAGUUGGGAUCGCAGCCCUUUGCUUUCACGGCCACCUUCUUCAUGGGAGCCACGCCCGUGAACUCAACCUUGGCUCCGACCUCCACCAAUGCCCCGACCAGCUCCAUGCCCAUCUCCAGCCCCAUGCCCAUCUCCAGCUCCUACGUUCCUGCGACCACCACGGAGCCACCCCUGGACUUCCAUCCUUGCAAGUCCCUGGAUGACUACCAGCCGGAUGCGAAGAUGAGUGAAUACGGCUGGUGUGAAGGCAGCCAGCCCAACAUGACGGAGCAGCAGUGCCUGGAUGGCGGCUGCAAAGCCUAUGGCUACCCCGACCAUCCCUACUGUUCCUGCAGCACGGAGGAGGCGUGUGCGACUCUGGGCUUCGAAUGGAAGUACCACACCUGCAAGGAUGAGAUGCGCAUGUAUCAGUCGAGCAGCGACUACCUCGGCUUCUUCAAGCAGGCCAUGGACAAUGGCACCUGUGACGGUAUCGUCACUACCUGGCACGUGAGCCUUGCUGAGUCCAUGGAGUGGCCCGCCAGAAAGUGUUGCGCAUCCUGGCCGCAGACGUUUUGCGAGCCCGACGCCAAAGUGCCUUCGCCCUGCAAGGAUGCAAGCGACUUCCUGCCCGACAAAGUGACAGGUCAAGGCAUCUCGUGCAUGGACUACGUGAAGCAGUGGUGGUCGGAGUACUGGCUCCUGAAGAAUGCGUCAGCCGCAGGAAGCUGUGAUGGUAUGGAUCUGCCAUGGGCCGAGUCGCUGAAGGACUGGGUAGUGCACCCUGCGAAAGAGUGCUGCGCCUCCUUCCCUGCAACGAUCUGUGACAAAGAUGCCUCCUUCAUGACGCCCUGCCGGAGCCCCGAGGAGUUCGCCCCGGAGAAGGUCCUCUAUGAGCACUGCGACACGCACCACUCUGGGACUGUGGACAACGUGUCCUGCCAAACCUCCGGGUGCUCCUGGCACGAGGCGCACCAUUGGUGCGAAUGCCGGGAUGAGGCCACGUGCGGGGCUGCAGGCGGCCGAUGGCAUACCCAGACCUGCAAGAAAGAGACGGAGCAAUGGGACCUCAGGAUGCAUGCUGCUCUUCAGGAGGCCAUCGAGGAUGGAGGCUGCGCGGACCUCGACUACGAUGGCGAUGUCGAGGCCCACAUCUCAUGGCCGGCCAAGAAAUGCUGCAGCUCCUUUCCGGCCACGGUCUGUCAGCCCACGGCAAAGCGGAUGACGCCGUGCAAGGACGAGGGAGACUUCAUGGCUGGGAAUGUGCUGAGCCAGUGGUGCGACUGGGGCGCACAGGUUCCCAAUGCCAGCACCUGCCGGAGCCACAAGGGCUGCCAUGGGGAUGCCAACUACUGCCACUGCGAGGAGGAGAGCUCCUGCCUGGCCUUGGGCGGGCGGUUUAUGUCCCGCACCUGCGGGGAGGACCUCUCGGAGCAGGAGGCCGCGUAUCACGAGGCCCUGGAGGCCGGGUCCGGCCGCUGCUCCGAUGUCAGCUACCACGGGACCACCGUGGAGGACCUCAUCUCCUGGAGCAGCCGGAAGUGCUGCGCCUCCUACCCGGCCAACGUCUGCCACAAGGACCUGCAGGCGAUGACGCCCUGCAAGGAUGCGGCGGACUUCUUGCCCUCCAACAUCCUCAACGAGUGGUGCGAGCUGCACGGCCACAUCCCCGCCACCUGCGCCACGACACCGGGCUGCCAUGCCUCGGAGCACCACUGCCACUGCGGCACGGCCGAGUCCUGUGCUGCGGUUGGGGGGUCCUGGACCCAGCGCACCUGCGAAGUGGAGGUCGGGGAGUUCUGGGAUUCCCAGACGCACCUGCAUGUGCAGAUGGCCGCUUCGGAUGGCUGCGAGGAUGUGGACUUGAGAGGCCAGUCGAUGAAAGACAUGCUGCGCUAUCCGGCCUCCAAGUGCUGCGCCUCCUACCCGGCCUCUGUUUGCGAUCCGACGGCAAAGAAGAUGACGCCCUGUAAGGACGAGGCCGACUUUAUGCCGGCCCAGCCCCUGCACGAGUGGUGCGACUUCCAUGGCUCCUACCCGGACGAGGACACGUGCCGGGCUCACGGCUGCAACGCCUACAGUGAUGGAUGCAGUUGCGACACAUCGGAGAAGUGCUUGGCCGUAGGUGCCGAAUGGAAGGUGAGCACUUGCGAGACCGACAUUGGCCACUGGAGUCCCGAGCAGCACAGGGCCCUACAGGAGGCGCGCCAGAAUGGCACCUGCGGGGUGCACACAAUGUUUGGCGACCUGACCGGCAUGAUUAACUACCCCGCUGAGAAGUGCUGUGCCUCCUUUCCAGCCACGCUCUGCGACCCGACCGCCCGGCUCAUGACCCCUUGCAAGGACGACGCCGACUAUACUCCAGACAAGGAGAUGUGGGCCCACUGUGACUUUUGGCGGGACGGCGCCGUCAUGCCCAGCGAGGCCGUGUGCAACGACCAAGAAGGCUGCUACGGCGGUCAGGGCUGGUGCCACUGCGAGGGCAAGACGAGCUGCGAGGCCGUGGGCGGCUUCUGGAACGCGCACACCUGCGCCAUGGAGGUGUCGCAGUGGAGGCCCGAGCAGCACAAGGUGCUGCAGAAGGCGGACGAGCAAGGUACAUGCCUCGACCUAGAGGUCAACGGAAUGCGGGCACAGGAUAUGGUAAAUUGGCCCGCGCAGAUGUGCUGCAUGUCCUUCCCGGCGAGCGUCUGCGACAAAGAGCUUAAGGCCACGACGCCUUGCCUGCACGAUCAGGAGUUCCAGAACAACAAGACGCAGUGGGCCUGGUGUGAUGGGCUCUACCCAACGCCCCCGGAGGCAGACUGUCACGCGCAGGGCUGCACCGGCAACGAGCACUACUGUCACUGCGAGACUGAAACUGCCUGCGUCGCCCUAGGUGGUAACUGGAAGGAGCACCAGUGCUGGCAGGAUUUGCAGUGGAUGGCCGCCGAGGUGCACAAGGGCAUCGCCAAGGCUAUCCAUCAGGGCACCUGUGAGGACGUGGAGGCGUACCAUAGCAAGCUGGAGUAUGCCGUCGACUGGCUAGGCUCCAACUGCUGUCUCAGCGGCAUGUCCGUUUGCCAGGCACUUGCCGCGGGUGUGAGCCCUUACGAGAGUCCAUAUGAGAUGACUCGCUGA
This is a messenger RNA of Symbiodinium natans, 3447 nucleotides long. The record is from the annotation of a GenBank genome assembly. NCBI's taxonomy places the organism in Eukaryota, Dinophyceae, Suessiales, Symbiodiniaceae.